AACAUUCCUUUUUUCUGGGUCCGAUCUCUCUCUCUCUCUCUCCCUCUCCCUCUCCCCUCUCCCUCUCUCUCUUCCUCUCUCUUUCGCUUUUACUCUUCUCUUCACGCUUUUGCGUACUUCCCAUUGAUGUUGUUUUCUGUCACUUCACUACUCACUGCUCCCUUAUUCGCUCAAUCUACCCACCACUUUUACUGUCAUCGCUUUUACUCCAAAUCUUUUCAGUUACAUUAUUCAAACCAAUGUUUUGAUUUCAAUAUUGUAAUUUGUACCGUGAAAUUGGCUGAGUAAACAUGGCGAACAUGGCUCUGAUAGGGAUACUGGAAAAGAUGACCGGUAAAGAUAAAGAUUACCGAUAUAUGGCGACUUCAGAUCUGUUGAAUGAACUAACCAAGCCAGAAUUUAAGGUUGAUCAUGAUUUGGAGAUUAAACUGGCUAAUACAAUUCUUCAGCAACUUGAUGAUUCAGCUGGGGAUGUCUCUGCAUUGGCUGUCAAAUGUCUUGCUCCGUUAGUGAAGAAGGUUAACUGUUCAAGGGUGCUAGAUAUGACGAGCAAACUCAGUGUCAAACUCUUGAAUUUGAAAGAACAACACCGAGACGUUGCUAGCAUAGCUUUAAAGACUAUUGUUUCUGAAGUCACCAGCACAUCUGAUAUACAAACUCUACUUGAUUCUCUUAUACCUCAAUUGAUAAAAGGAAUUACUGAUAGUGGAUCAAGUACAGAUAUCAAAUGUGAGUGUCUUGAUAUCUUGUGUGAUGUUCUCCAUAGAUAUGGGAGUCUUGUCGUUGCUUACCACGAGGAGUUGCUGCGUGCACUACUGUCUCAGUUGAAUUUCACUCAAGCUACUAUUAGAAAGAAGACAAUUUCUUGCAUAGCAUCACUUGCUUCAAGCUUGUCUGAUGAUUUAUUGACAAACACUACUGUCGAAGUUGUUGGACUUUUGAAGCGUAAGGCUACAAAGCCUGAAAUGACACGAACAAACAUUCAAAUGAUUGGGGCUUUGAGUCGUGCUGUUGGUUAUCGUUUUGGGCCUUAUCUCCAAGAUACUGUUCCACUUCUCAUCAAUUACUGCAAGAGUGCGUCUGAGAAUGAUGAAGAACUACGGGAAUAUAGUCUACAGGCUCUUGAGAGUUUUCUACUCAGAUGUCCAAGGGAUAUCUCUGCCUAUUGUGAUGAAAUUCUUCGUCUUACACUUGAAUUUCUUAGCUACGAUCCCAAUUUUACUGAUAACAUGGAGGAAGACACUGAUAAUGAAACUAAUGAGGAAGAAGAAGAUGACGAAAGUGCCAAUGAAUAUACAGAUGAUGAGGAUGCUAGUUGGAAAGUUAGAAGAGCUGCAGCAAAAUGCUUAGCUGGACUUAUUGUGUCUCGACCUGAGAUGUUAUCAAACCUGUUUGAAGAGGCUUGCCCAAAGCUUAUUGAUAGGUUUAAAGAAAGAGAAGAAAAUGUGAAGACGGAUGUUUUUAACACAUUUAUUGAGCUCUUGAGGCAGACCGGAAAUGUUACUAGAGGGCAAAUGGACACAGAUGAGAUGAGCCCAAGAUGGUUACUAAAGCAAGAAGUGCCAAAAAUUGUGAAAUCUAUAAAUAGGCUGCUGCGUGAAAAGUCUAUCAAAACUAAGGUUGGUGCCUUUUCCGUAUUAAAAGAACUUGUGGUUGUCUUGCCAGACUGUUUGGCUGACCAAAUUGGUUCUUUAAUUCCAGGGAUAGAGAAGGCAUUACUAGACAAUUCGUCUACCUCAAAUUUGAAAAUUGAGGCACUUGUUUUUACAAAAUUAGUUUUGGCUUCACAUUCACCAUUUGUUUUCCAUCCUCAUAUCAAGGCACUUUCUGGUCCUGUACUCUCUGCUGUUGGUGAGCGUUAUUACAAAGUUACUGCUGAGGCAUUGAGAGUUUGUGGACAACUUGUCAGAGUUUUGCGUCCAAAUAUUGAGGUUUCUGGUUUUGACUAUAAGCCAUUUGUUCAUCCUAUAUACCAUGCUAUCAUGACACGCUUAACUAAUCAAGAUCAAGAUCAGGAGGUUAAGGAGUGCGCCAUAACCUGCAUGGGACUUGUUAUUUCAUCAUUUGGCGACAAUCUUACUAUGGAGUUACCUUUGUGUCUUCCUGUGCUUGUUGAUCGCAUGGGAAAUGAGAUAACAAGGCUUACUGCAGUGAAGGCCUUUGCUGUCAUUGCUGCUUCUCCACUUCAUAUUGAUCUGUCUUGUGUCUUGGAGAAUGUUAUUGCCGAGCUAACAGCCUUUUUGCGGAAGGCUAACAGAGCACUCAGACAAGCAACUCUGGGGACACUGAAUUCUCUGAUAGUUGCAUAUGGUGACAAAAUUACUUCGUCAGCUUAUGAAGUCAUUAUUGUGGAAUUAUCAACUCUUAUAAGUGAUUCUGACUUGCAUAUGACUGCUCUUGCUCUGGAGCUGUGCUACACUUUAAUGACAGACAGAAGAUCAAGCCCAAAUGUAGGCUUAACUGUGAGGGAGAAAGUUCUUCCUCAGGCAUUAGCAUUAGUGAGGAGCUCUUUGCUCCAGGGGCAGGCACUUAUGGCCUUGCAGAAUUUUUUUGCUGGUCUGGUAUAUUCAGCUAAUAAAAGCUUUGAAAAUUUGCUGGAGUCUCUGCUUUCAAGUGCUAAACCAUCCCCUCAGUCGGGUGGUGUGGCUAAACAAGCAAUGUUUUCAAUUGCUCAGUGCGUUGCUGUUCUUUGCCUAGCCGCGGGUGAUGACAAGUGCUCCUCUACUGUGGGUAUGCUGACGGAAAUUCUGAAGGGUGAUAGUACCAACAAUUCAGCAAAGCAACACCUGGCCUUGCUCUGUUUGGGAGAAAUAGGAAGAAGGAAAGAUUUGAGCUCACAUUUGCAUAUUGAGAAUAUUGUUAUCGAGUCUUUUAAAUCUCCAUUCGAAGAGAUAAAAUCUGCAGCGUCCUACGCCCUUGGAAACAUAGCUGUUGGGAAUUUGUCUAAGUAUCUUCCUUUUAUACUGGACCAGAUAGAUCAUCAACAAAAGAAGCAAUAUCUUCUGCUUCACUCUCUGAAAGAGGUUAUUGUAAGACAAUCAACAGAUAAAACUGAGUUUCAGGCCUCUAGUGUUGACAAGAUUUUGAACCUUUUGUUUAAUCACUGUGAAAGUGAAGAGGAGGGUGUUCGCAAUGUGGUUGCUGAAUGCCUUGGUAAAAUCGCUCUCAUUGAGCCCGUUAAACUUGUCUCUGCACUUAAGAUGCGAACUGCAAGUCCUGCUGGAUUCACUAGGGCAACUGCCGUCACUGCCAUAAAAUAUUCUCUGGUGGAGAGGCCUGAAAAGAUAGAUGAAAUACUGCAUCCUGAGAUAUCCUCAUUUUUAAUGCUAAUCAAGGAUCAGGAUCGGCAUGUUAGACGUGCAGCAGUUUUGGCAUUGAGUACAGCUGCCCAUAAUAAGCCAAAUCUCAUCAAAGGGCUUUUGCCAGAAUUGCUGCCUCUUCUUUAUGAUCAGACUGUGGUUAAGCCAGAGUUGAUUCGAACAGUUGAUCUGGGUCCAUUUAAGCAUGUUGUGGAUGACGGUCUUGAACUCAGAAAAGCAGCGUUUGAAUGUGUUGAUACUUUACUGGACCAUUGUCUUGAUCAAGUCAACCCAUCAUCUUUUAUCAUCCCCUAUCUGAAAUCUGGUCUGGAUGAUCACUAUGAUGUUAAAAUGCCUUGCCACCUUAUCCUUUCUAAACUGGCAGAUAAGUGCCCAUCUGCGGUAUUGGCAGUUUUAGAUUCACUGGUGGAUCCUCUACAGAAGACUAUUAAUUUCAAGCCAAAACAAGAUGCUGUCAAGCAAGAAGUAGAUCGUAAUCAGGACAUGAUAAGAAGUGCUCUAAGAGCAAUUGCAUCCUUGAAUCGCAUCAGUGGUGGAGAUUGCAGCAUUAGGUUCAAAAACCUCAUGAAUGAGGUGUCAAAAUCUCCCACGCUAUCCGAAAAAUAUCACUCCAUCCGCAACGAGUGACAGUCUAGAACAUUCUAGGCUGACUAAAAGAGUGCUGAGCUACUAAUGGCGGGAAAGUCAAGUGAAGCAACUGAUAGAGCUUGUGAUGGGAAGUAAUGCUUACAUGAAUUUUGAAGAGUCGUAGGAUAAAUACAAGACUUAACGGCUUUCUAGUAGGUAACGUUUGUACAGACGGGCAAAGUCCUUGAUACUUUGUUCAUAGUUUGGUUCUGUAGACUCAUUGUUUUCUUGCGUAGAAUUUUACUUAAUCCUGACAAUUGUAGCCAGGGGAUUCGAUGUGUAACGUUUCUCCAAUUACGUUUCCCAUGGCUCGGUUUUUCCUUCUGCUUUUGAUGCUCAAUUCUUAUAGGAAACAUUUGCAAUGGGAAUUAUUUCUAAAAUACUUUCAACAAA
Amaranthus tricolor (Joseph's coat) is the source of this 4340-nucleotide messenger RNA. RefSeq names its product cullin-associated NEDD8-dissociated protein 1. The transcript has 28 exons. Gene Ontology annotation, cellular component: nucleus. The record is from RefSeq and is a predicted model, not a curated record. The coding region runs from base 291 to 3947 and encodes 1218 amino acids. Gene Ontology annotation, biological process: SCF complex assembly; protein ubiquitination. Lineage: Eukaryota; Viridiplantae; Streptophyta; Magnoliopsida; Caryophyllales; Amaranthaceae.